Messenger RNA from Dreissena polymorpha, 5886 nucleotides. Its product is annotated as E3 ubiquitin-protein ligase XIAP-like. The record is from RefSeq and is a predicted model, not a curated record. NCBI's taxonomy places the organism in Eukaryota, Metazoa, Mollusca, Bivalvia, Myida, Dreissenidae. Bases 391 to 2580 code for a protein of 729 amino acids. Gene Ontology annotation, biological process: regulation of cell cycle. Gene Ontology annotation, cellular component: nucleus; cytoplasm; spindle microtubule. The transcript is spliced from 11 exons.
AUCUCGUAGCCUGCGACAUAUAAUGGCGAUGCGACAUUUAAAGGCGCUACAUACGAUACGAUAGUCGGAAAAUAUUGCGAUACACCGCUUUACAAAUGUAUACAUAUGUUUUCAUGUUAAGCAUUGAUGGCGUAAAAUAGUACAGUAUCAAAGUCCGGUUGGAUUUAUAAGCUUUUUGUGCAAAGUCUGGAUAACGAAACAAAAGAAGGAUGUGUGUGUAUAAAAAAAAACGUCCGAUUUAAUGUGUUCCGUGUAUUUAGUAAUGCGCGGUGAAAAUAUUUAGAAUUGGGAAUACUUUUUCGUCUGGAUUUUAAGUAACAUGGUGGAUCGGUUUACCUAAGAAGUGCAAGACUAUUUGGCAGCAUCACGGAAUAUGAAAUCCAACCGUUUAUGAUGUCUUCGACAAACUCAAAUUCUGCAGAACAACAUUCAGAAACGGAACCUGAAAACUGCGUUGUAUGCGCCAUUAAAUUGGGACCACAACUAAACAACACAGUUCAUAACAAAAAUACGCCAAGAGAAAGACGAAGAUACGCAAUUACUUUGUUGCGAACAAUCGCCAAUUUACAAGCAAAUAGUGAGUGGAGUGAGCUGAGAGUAUAUUGUCGUCACAGAUCUAUUUACCUUAUUGCGAAAGCUAAGUGGCAAGAACACUGGUUCAAGAAUGUCAAACGACUUCCAGCAACUUUCAUGGGAUACAUAGACACAUCGGGCGAAUUGAAGAUCUGCGGAAAAUCUCGCGACAACUCUCAAGACAUACAAUCUGCGUUCGCCUCAUUGGAUUCUUUCAUUAAACCUGAAAAUGUGUUUUAUAUCAAAUAUGACGAUUUAAAUAAACCCAUUUCAGUGCCUGAUUGCAAAAGCAAAGCGUCUCCAGAAUAUUCAGACAACAUUUCAGUAUGUGAUUGCAAGGGCAAGGCGUUUCUGGAAUAUUCAGACACGAUUGCAUUGUCUGAUUGCAAAGGAAAAGUAUUUCUUGAUUAUUCAGACACAAAUUAUUUUGACUGUUUUAAGACACAUGCUGGAUCGACAUUGAAUGUCUGUCCAACCAACCCACCUGAACAUAAUGUGCCUGCUCAAGAAGCCGAGCAAAUUGAACAGGAAUCACAUUCAGUUCAGGCAGAGGACGAAUCCGAUGCUUUAAGUUCGAUAGCCCCCUCAUCUAGCACAAGAGAUUUUCCCAGUGUGCAACGUGAUUUGUCUAGUUCCAAUCACAGACAUUUGAUUCUUCAUCCAAAUAACCAUGCUUAUUUUAGCUUUGGCUAUAAUAAUGGUGAUGGAAACUUUCGAUUUGACGGUCAAGAAUCUUACAGACAGACAGUACGAAAUGCUGAUGAUGAGUCAAAUGGCGAAUUGUUACCGAAUUGUCAGCAUGAACACGAUGAUAUAACCCCUCAUAACGAUUCAUUUCGACAAGGAAAUAACACACUUCAGAAUCCUGAGCCGAAUUACCCGACAGCAAAGUAUCCCAACUUUAAACACGAAGAGGUUAGGAGACAAUCGUUCUCUACUUGGCCAAGGACGCGGCCGUCAGGUCACGACUUUUCACCGCGAGGGUUUUUCUAUACAGGGAUCGGUGACCUGGUUAGAUGCUUCUGCUGUGGGAUUGGAUUAAAAGACUUUUCGGAUACUGAUAAUCCGCUUAUGGAACAUGCCAAACAUUCGAGAAAUUGUGCCUUUCUCUUAGAAUUGUUUGGUAGCCGAGAACAAUUACAAAGAUACACGCAAAGUAUUUCAACUGAAGAACCAGAGGAGAUCAGGAGUCGACAGAGGCUGCAAUAUAACAAUCUGCAAGGGCUUAAUGUAAAUGGAUAUAGAGCUAGACACGAACGGUUCCGCUCUCUUCAAGCUCGCCUAGACACGUUCACAAACUGGCCAUCACACCUGGCCCAAAGACCUUAUCAACUUGCCGAAGCCGGAAUGUAUUACACUGGCGUUGACGACCAUUGUCGCUGUUUCGCGUGUGACGGUGGUUUAAGGAAAUGGGAACCAGGUGACGAUCCCUGGAUAGAACACUGUCGAUGGUUUCCGGCUUGUCCUCAUGCGAUUGAAACAAAAGGGCGCGAUUUUAUUGACCUUAUUCAACUUUCAGCUGAUCAAGCUGCCGACCACAACGCGUCUGAACCGCAAGAAGAAAUUGCAGGCCCCAUGGUUCGAAUUUCGAUUGAGGAUUCUGUAGUUCAGAGAAUUACGGAUCGAUAUGACACUAUACUGAAUGGAAGCAUGGGCUUUUCUCACGAAGACAUCAAACAAGCAGUACUUGAAAUCGUUCAGCAAGGCAGUACAUCCCCCAACGUUGAAGACAUCGUUACACAAAUUGAAAUCAUUGCGGAGAGAAACACAAACCUUCCGGAGUUCCGUACGUCCCAGAAUGUCGAACAGACCGAAGAUGGACUACUUGAAGAAAAUAACCGCCUUAAAGGAAUUCUGGUGUGCAUCAUUUGCAAAACGAAUCAAGUGAACAUUCUCUUCCUGCCAUGCACUCAUCAUAAAGUUUGUCUUGAAUGCUCGAGAGAUAUCCACAGCUGUCCGGUGUGCAAAAGGACUAUUAAAGACAAGAUCCGUACUUACAUGUUGUAAGACCCGAGCGGUAGGAAUAUUUCCGAAUUCAUUGCAGAUCCAUUAAUAAGAAUGGACAUCAAAGGACACAUUUUCGAGCAUGAUAAAUAUCCUAUUGAGUUUGUAAAAACGUGUGAAAAGGUGUGACAAUACUGGAUGUAUUACCACGUCUCGUUAUCGCCGUUUUUAUCCUCGAUUGGAGGCGCUCUUUUGAAGGAAUUGAUUUCAAAUUAAAAUUUCGGCUUUGUGACUCUAAAUUUAACUGUAAACUCCUGCAGCUUGGGGCUGAUUGUUCAGUUUGGAGCUUCAUGAAACGGAAUUAACUCCCAAAUGCAUUGCCAUGUCAGACUUUUUGGCGAUUUCUGGCUUUCCAUAGAUGAAGGAUUUCGGGAUUUUAUAUUAUAACUAUUUUUAAGGUGCGGCUGAGGUAUCAUUUGCUCAAUAUAAGGCUCAGGAGAGAAAUCCCUGUAUGAGCUUGUGCGAUAUCUAUGCUUGUUCAUGAGAUUGACAUGAAAUAUCCCAAAAGUAUCAACACGAUGUCGGUUCAUGGAUCUGUUUGUAUAUACGCGUCGAUGUGUUCACAAGGUGAUCGCACUCCCAGAGUUAAAUAACAAUGGUGAUUAAACUUAACGAAAUUCAUCAGGUAUAAAAAGUUUGUACCAACCGGUCCUGACUACUUGGACUUUAUUCCAUCGUUAUAGGGACGCUUCAUGUUGGUUGAUAUAUUCAAGUUAUAUGUCUUCGGAUCAGUCAGUUACGUUGUUUUGUUUGAUGCAUUGGUACAAGUUAGUAUUAGCAAGAACAAAUUGCUCUUGUUAAUUACUUUUUUAGAACUUCUUAUUGCAUCUUCGACAUUAGUGUUAAAAGUACUCACAAUAGUAUGAGCAGUGUCAUAUUAACAAAAUAUGUCAGUUGUUUGCAGAGUGUAUGAACCACACAUGCAUGAACAGAAUGAAGAAAACGCCUUCAUGUGUUGGUUAUGUUGUCUUACACGUUACAAAACUAUUCACGGAUUAAGAAACCCGCUUAAUGUGUUUUAAUGCUAUUCAAAUACAAAGUGGAUACUUUUCCCACAAAUAUAGACUGAACGCCGAAUGUAUACGACCUUUUAUGCCUAAAUUGGCUUUGCAUUAGUCGUAUAUAUCGAUAUACGGCAAUGGGAGAAUCAAUGUGUAAAAAGAUGUGUAAGAUACUGUAUAAAUAGUGAUUAGGUAAUUGAGUAAAGUCGUAUGUAAUGAUAACUAUGUGAAUUAUUGGUAUAAUUCCUUCGCUUUCGGAUAGUGUUAACUGUAAACGGAUUUUUCCUCCAGUGCAAAUCAGUGCAUUUGCUAAUCACAAUUAUUUUACGGAGAAUCAUACUAUGCUUUUUCAUAAUGACUAGGAUCCUGAAAUGGUUAGUGAAGUGUCGAGGUAGAAUUCUCAUUUCGUUCGUUGAUGAAAACCGACCUGCCAAAAGGUGUUGAAUGAUGAUACCUACGCACUCAUGUUAGAUUAAAAUUACCUUUAACACUGGAUCAGCUUAGUAUAAUCGCCAACAUGAACAUUUCAAUGUACUGCGUUCAAAGGUUAUCGCUUUGUUGAAGGUCUGAGCUGCAAAAAGUCGCAGUUGUAAGCAAAUGAAUUAUGAAUCGCUGUGCGCAAAUAACAGGAAAGCAGAACAUCGUAUAAGUUUGAUGAAUAUCAAACUAACACAACAUAACAAAGAGUGUUUGUGUAUAUUUUUUGCAGGCAACUUUGUGUAAAAUUCACACACUCACAAAUAAUGCAAUUUUGAAAUCUUGUCAGAAGAGCAUUACUAUAUAAUUGUAUAAAAUAAACAUUGGUAAAGACAUUUACCGAAUGAACUAAUAAUCAUGAACUAAUUCGACACAUUUGAGCAAUACAUGCGAGCUAUAUAUGUACAUUACUUAUAUAUAAACAUUACUCAUAUAUAAACAAUGCCGAAGGGAGGAUUUUUUUUACUAAAAUUCGAUAUCGUUUAUAAAUUUGUCUAGAAUAAUCAAUAUAUUGAAACAAAGCGAAAUAUGAAGUCUUAAGAUUUAUUAUUUCAUUAAAGGUAAAAAAUUGCAACAUUAUGUAGUAUCAUUAUUUAAAUAUGAUUUUUGACCGUGUAUAAAUUAUUUUAGUAUUAACUAGCUGUGGUUGCAGUUAACUAAUGCAUAUUUGCUUCUACUUUGCUCUGCAAUUUUCAAAACAUUACAUUACGACCACGAAUCUUAACAAACGAAGUGUUUUAUAAUUAAUUUCUUGGUUUUCUUUGAUAAUGAGUGCAAUGUUAUUGAUUUAAGCAUGAAACAAUCAUAAAGUACGAGGUUAAGGUUUGCGUUCAAUAUACCAUUUCUUUAUGUAGUUUCAUUGUUUGUAACUUUGUAACCAUCAACAUGUGUUUCUUAAUCGUGCACACCAUGUGCAUGCAUUUUCCAAUCAAUCCAUAUAAUACAUACAAAAUAGACACAUUUGCCGUUUAAUUUUAUUUGUUUGGAACCGAUUCUUUAUUUUACUACCAACGUCUUUGUAAAAAAAGAUUUGUUCGUUGUUUAAAUAUUAGCUGUAUAAUACUAUUAAGCGUAUAUAAUUGUAUUAAUCCAACAAAAACAAGCGCACAAAAUAAAAUAAAUGUGCUAAUUUUGUAUGGUUUGCUAGAAAAUCUUCAUAAUAAAGCAUAGCUAGGAUAAACAAUAUUUUAAAGCAUAUUCAACUCAUGCAAAUUAAAUGUGUCGUUUUGAAUAUUUAAAUGUUUUGUAUAGUCAUUCAUAUUUAUUAAACUGGGUGUUACAAAAUUGUUUUAAAUCAUACACGUUUUUGUACUCUUUAGUCAAGAUUCAUCAAGUUGCAUACUUGGAUAAAAUUUAUACAUAACUACUCAAAAUGAUAGUAACAUCUUUUUAAAACGUAUGUAUCUCACAAAAAUUAAGUUUUAAUGUUCAAGAAUAUUCAUAUUGAUAUGUAGGUAAUACCUUUAUAUUACGCAGAUAAAUUGUUGUCUGGUCGUUUAUUUACUACGCAAGUGAUAUUUUUCUGUUUUUGCCGAACGAUCGUCCUCCAAUUAUGCUCUUUGAUUUCAAUAACAAUUGUCGACAUAUGAUACUGCAUUAAAAGGUAAUUCUUAACAACAAAACAAUAUUGAUGACGACAUCGCUAAUUGUAAUGCAUUUAAUUGACAGAUAUAUCGACUUGUAAAUUGUAUGCAAUAUAAAUAACAUGAGACCUGUCUGUACAACUACAUUUAAUCAUAUUUACAAGGAGUAUUUUUAAACUCUUGAAACCUUUGUUGGUUAAAGAGAUUAAACUAAUACACUUGAUCGUAAACAUUUACGAACGUGUUUA